CGUCACUCCUGUUUGCGGUCGUCUGUAGGAGCGGAAGUGUAGUGUCUUGGAGCGGAAGUGGCCUUCGGGACUGGGAAUCGGUCCCGGCAUUGAAGGAAAGUGGAAGGUCCCGGGGCCAGUAGGACAGGGGGAAGCGUUUGCCAGGGCACCAUGGCAGAGCCGGAAAACCUUGAGGUGAUGGUGAAAACCUUGGACUCACAGACCAGGACCUUCACAGUGGAGGCAGAGAUUACAGUCAAAGAAUUCAAGGAGCACAUUGCCGGCUCAGUCAAGAUCCCUUCCGAAAAGCAGCGCCUUAUCUAUCAAGGGAGAGUCCUGCAGGAUGACAAGAAGCUGAAAGAAUACAAUGUUGGUGGCAAAGUCAUCCACUUGGUGGAACGCGCACCUCCCCAGACACAGUCGCCCUCAGGGGGUCCCUCCGGAGCAGGCCCCGCACCAGUCCCCCACAACGGCACGGGCUCCCGGGGGACGGGCCCCACCGUGCACGACCGCAAUGCCAACAGCUAUGUCAUGGUGGGAACCUUCAACUUACCAAGUGAGCCUCGGGUCCGCCUCGUCAUGGCCCAGCACAUGUUACGGGACGUUCAGGGCAUCCUGAACCGGCUAGAGGGUCAUGGCAACAGCCAAGCCGCAUCAGGAUCUGAGGAAGCACUGUCAGCCAGCCCGACAGAACGGGAGCCGAUGGAAGGAGAGGAAUCUGAGCCGCCCAGCGAGCCCACACCGGCCGAGGAGACGCCCCCAUCUGGGACUGAGCCGCCCCCAGCGGCUGAGGCUGCUGCACCCAAUCACCCAUCGCCAGCAGAGUACGUGGAAGUGCUGGGGGAGCUCCGCGGGGUGGAGAGCAGACUGCAGCCCUUCCUGCAGAGAUACGAGGAGAUCCUGGGAACCGCUGGCACUGCUGAUUACAACAAUAACACGGAGGGCCGUGAAGAGGACCAGCGAAUCAUCAACCUAGUGGGGGAGUCCCUGCGCCUGCUGGGGAACACAUUUGUGGCCCUCUCGGACCUGCGCUGCAACCUCUCCUGCAAUGCCCCCCGCCACCUCCAUGUGGUGCGACCCAUGUCCCACUACACAGCCCCCAUGGUGUUGCAACAGGCGGCCAUUCCCAUCCAGAUCAAUGUGGGAACCACGGUCACCAUGACAGGCAACGGGGCUCGCCCUGCCCAGGCCAGCUUGGACGCCUCUGCCCAGGGCCCCCAGCCCUCUUCUGCCACCCAGCCCAGUGCUCCCAGUCCUGCGGAGGCUGGCCGGCCUCUUGAGGGGCUGCCCCCAUCCUCUUCCCCAGGAGGCACCCCGACUCAGACCCAGGCCUCCCAGACGGGCCACCCUCGCGUGAUCCGCAUCUCGCAUCAGACCGUGGAACCGGUGGUGAUGAUGCACAUGAACAUCCAAGAUUCUGGCUCCCAGGUGGGAGGAAGCAGCGCUGGGGGCGCACCCCCCAUGGGGCCUGCUGGACCCGGCCAAGGGAUGGGUGGUGCUCCUCACAUGCCCCUCCCCAGCCUCCCACCAGAGUUCAUGCAGGCGGUGGCCCACCAGAUAACGCAGCAAGCCAUGGCGGCGGCAGCUUCUGCAGCUACAGGCCAGCAAGUCCCAGUCUUCCAGUCGGCUCCGACACGCGUGGUGAUCGCCAGGCCCUCCGCUCCCUCCGUGCGGCCCACUCACCCUGGGUCACCCCAGGCACCAGGCCAAGGGGGCCCUGGCAUGGGCGGAAAUGCUUCCUUGGCCCAGAUGAUCAGCGGAUUGGUCGGGCAGCUCCUCAUGCAGCCAGUGAUAGUGGCAGCCAGACCACCUUCAACACCACCACCUCCGUCCCCUCCGACAGCCUCUGCCAGCGCGGGCACCACCAACACCGCCACCACCGCUGCGGGGGGCAGCUCGGCCGGUGCUCCCGGAGGGCCUGUCCCAUCGGGCCAGCCCCCGACUGCUGCGACUGAGCUCCAGCUCUCUCAACUGCUGGGGAACAUCCUGGGGGCAGCUGGCUCCAACAUGGCCGGGGUGGCCGGCGUGGGAUCCCCCACCAUCACCGUGGCCAUGCCAGGGGUCCCCGCCUUCCUGCAAGGCAUGACGGACUUCCUGCAGGCAACACAGAUGGGGUCGGCUCCCCUGCAUCCCCCCGAGCAGACGCCGCCCCCGCCUGCCGCCUCUCCGCCACCUCCCCCCUCCGCUCCUCCAAGCGGGCCAGAGGUGCCGUCGGCUGGGCCGGGCGGAGGCAGUGGGGUUCGUGGGGGCGCCUCAACGGAUGCUCUGCCGCCCGAGUUCUUCACCAGCGUGGUCCAGGGGGUGCUGUCGUCCAUGAUGGGUUCCCUCAGCGCCCAGCAGGGCAGCACGGAGAGCAUCGCUGACUUCAUCCAGCGCCUGAGUGCCACCAACAACAUCUUUGAGCCGGGCACCGAGGGGGCCCUUGGCUUCUUCGGGGAUCUCCUCUCUUUGAUCUGCCAGAACUUCUCCAUGGUCGACAUGGUCAUGCUGCUGCAUGGGCAGUUCCAGCCACUGCAGCGGAUCCAGCCCCAGCUCAGCCGCUUCUUCCGGGAGGAGUACCUCCAUGGCCAGGAGCCCACCGAACGCAACGUCCGGAUGGCCACUUACAACUUGAUCAAUGGCUUAGAGGAGUAUAUCCGCGAGAGCUUUGCCUCUGUCCAAGUCCAUGAUGGUGUGGACAUCACCCGUACCAAUCUGGAGUUCUUGCAGGAGCAGUUUAACCGCAUUGCCACGCACAUCCUGCACUGUACAGACAACUCCUUUGGGUUCCGGCUGCUGGAGCUGUGCAACCAGGGCCUGUUUGAGUGCCUGGCCCUCAACCUCUACUGUUUGCGAGGGGAGCAGGCAGCCCUGACGGCCGUCAUCAACGACCGCAUUAGGCGAAUGUCGGCAGACGUGAACCCAUCCCUGGUGAGCUGGCUCACCACCAUGAUGAGCAUGCGGUUGCAGGUCAUCCUGGAGCACAUGCCCGUCACAGAGGAACAAAUCCUGCAAUAUGUCCGCAGGGUGGGCGAUCCCCCCCAGCCCGUUCCUGAGGAGCCCAUGGAUUUGCAGGCCACUGAGCAGCUUUCCGAAGCCCUGCAGCGUGAGAGUGCGGCCUCCCCAGCUCCAGCCACCACGGCCGAGGAGGCCAUGCCCCAGCAGCGAGGGGAGCCCGAGCAUGAAGAGCCCCAGCAAGGGGAACCCCCUGCUCCCGAUGCGGAGCCCUGGGCUGCUGCCGUGCCCCCAGAGUGGGUGCCCAUCAUCCGUGAGGACAUCCAGACCCAGCGCAAGUUGAAGCAGCAGCCUCCCCUCAGCGACGCCUACCUGAGUGGCAUGCCGGCUAAGCGGCGCAAGACCAUGCAGGGUGAUGGGCCCCAACUGCUUCUGUCCGAGGCCGUCAACAAAGCUGCCAAGGGGGCUGGCGUGAAGCCCCUGACCAGUCCCGAGAGCCUCCACAGGGACCUUUCAGACCCAGUUCUACAGGAGGGCUACCGCCAGCAGCUGAAAUCUGACCUGCAGAAGCGGCUGCAAGCUGACCCCAGCUUCACUCCACAGAGGUUCCCCAACGCCCAGCAGGCCUUUGUGGCUGAGGACUUGUAACAGCUGCUGCCAGAGCCUUCCUGGGCCAGAGGCGGACUGUGUGUGGCUCACCUCUCUUCCCGUUGUGCACGACGCAAACAGCCACCCCCUUCUCAGGCCAAAUAUUUAAGUUCCCUUCCCACUUAUUCCCUGUCUGGUUGCUGUGACCUCUCUUGCCCAGUGGGAGUGCACCCAGUGGCUGCUGAAAUUACAAAAUAAAGCCAUUUCUCCAGGGA
Molecule: messenger RNA, 3776 nt
Organism: Heteronotia binoei (common prickly gecko)
Lineage: Eukaryota; Metazoa; Chordata; Lepidosauria; Squamata; Gekkonidae
Gene: BAG6
Product: BAG cochaperone 6
Cellular component (GO): BAT3 complex
Molecular function (GO): polyubiquitin modification-dependent protein binding; misfolded protein binding
Source: RefSeq, a predicted model, not a curated record